Molecule: messenger RNA, 3003 nt
Organism: Kockovaella imperatae
Lineage: Eukaryota; Fungi; Basidiomycota; Tremellomycetes; Tremellales; Cuniculitremaceae
Product: ras guanine nucleotide exchange factor domain-containing protein
Exons: 10
Coding region: 1-3003 (1000 amino acids)
Biological process (GO): Ras protein signal transduction; positive regulation of GTPase activity
Cellular component (GO): plasma membrane
Molecular function (GO): guanyl-nucleotide exchange factor activity
Source: RefSeq, a predicted model, not a curated record
AUGGCCGACUCCGGCUCGACGACCCCUGCUCGCAUGACCACGCCUGGCUCGACAUCCGGCAAGAGUCCUACCAAGUCCCGUCGGACGGCUUUCACCGGACAUGUAAUAGUCCCCCCUGUUCCCGACCGAUCCACGUUCAUGCGGACUCACGAUACUGUUGAUUCUCGCUCCGUUCUCCGACACAGCGUCUCCGAUGAGAGUCUACAGGUCGGACGAAGUGGCAGAUCGUCCAGCGAGCCACCUGCUCCUCCUUCGAAAGAGGGCUCGGACUUGCCUUCGGACAUGCUGCUCCAAGCCGCCCGACUGAAGCUCUCUUCGAUGGAUCAGGAGGCUAUGCGAAAGCUCAGAUCGACAAUGCAGGAGUACAGCGAUACGAGUGACUCACAGUCUCUUGGCGACCCUUCCAUCCUCAGUCCAAGGUCGGGCAACACUGAUUCGAGCUUCGGCAGACAGGGCCAUGAGAGAUCGAGAAGUUCGACUUUGUCCAAGCCUGUCUUUGGAAUGGAGACACAGUCAGAGGCAGGCCCCAGUGUGCCAAGGAUCGGCAGACCCGAGAAUCAAGUGGGUCCCAAGUCGGCUCACCUGCCGACCCAUGAAAACAUCCACGUGGACCACACCAUCGCGGUUCUGGGUCAUCGUGGCGUUGGGAAGUCAACAUUGAUCAAGCGUGCUGUAAGGGCUUGGGGUGCAACAGAGCCUACAGUCUUUCAAACUCCUCAGGGAUACAGGGUCUCGUCCUGCAUCUCCAUGGUGCAGCCCGGAGGCAAUCUCAAACGAUCCUGGACGGUUGAACUCCUCGAACUAAGCAUUGAGGCGCUACAGCUUGAUGAUCCCGGACCGAGCAAGCGAGAGCUUCUCCCUAGCCUUCUUCCUCCCAUAUCUGGAGCUGUGUUAUGCUACGAUGCAACUCGGGAGCAGUCGCUGGCCAAUGUGGCCGCCGUCCUUGAAGCACUAGCAUCUCAAAGCCUUCCUUGCGUGCUUUUAGCAUGUAAAUCAGACCCAGGUGUCGACCUUCAAGUCAAACCUGUUCAAGGAGAUGCUCUCGGUCGACCGUACAACGUAGGUCUCAUCGAAGUGUCCAGCAUGACUUCCGAAGGAAAGAGCAAGAUGCGCAAUGCGUUGAGAUGGUUAUUGUUCAAGCUUGAACAGCGUCAACGGCGAACACUCAGAAAAGCCUCACCGCCGUUGAAGACGUCGCCACCGAUCGUCCGUGUCACAUCUACGGGAAGUGACACGUCCUCUGGCGCUGAACGCGUCAUGUGGUCUCGAACCGUGAAGCUUGGUAGACUGGGCACAGAUUCAGACGCGCAGUCAAGCUCGAGCAGCUUGCAUAGGCUGGUGAAGGAUCCUUUGAUCAGUACGCAGGUGGCUGAGGUAGAAAUUGGUGGAAAGCCUCUCGAUGAAAGGCAAUCGGCACAAUCUCUCAACAUUGAGAAUCACCAGACCGAAGAGGUUCCCGAAAGUAUCUGGUUCAGCGAACAGACCCUGAUGAAUCGCUUCUUUUCGGCGAUUGUUUCCGCAAAAGACGAUAAUUUCCUGGCCGCUUUCCUCCUCACGUAUCGCCGUUUCGUGACACCUGAACGGCUCAUCAAUCUCCUUCAUGAGCGUUUGUCGGAAGUCCAACAGUAUCCCGUGGCCACUGAUAUCCGGCACUGGGCACUGCAGCGACUCGUCGGUGGUCUCGUGGAUUGGACCCGUUCAUACCCUGGAGACUUUGCGGACCUCGCAGUCGAACAGAAGCUGCGCACCAUCAUCCAUGAGACCUCCUCACAUCUAUUUAUGGCCCACAUAUUCGGUGAUCUGGUCGAAUUCGAAGAACGCUUGCCUCAUCUGAUCGACCUUGACAAGUCCUGGUCCAGCGACAAUCGGAUGUCUAAGACGCUUGACGUGCUUUCGGUGCCUCUGUCUGCAGCAUCGGAGCUGGUCCUCGAUAACAACGUCUUGUACGAUUUUGAGUCAUCCGUCGGCAAAUCAAAUACUGGGACGCUGCCAACGACUGCAAAUGAUAGUCCGGCACCGUCGUUCCAUACUCGAUCGACGCAUAGUCUCCAGCCCGAGGACAGUUAUCCGCAGCGAGAGCAGGUGGCACAUCCAAAACCUCGAGCAGAGUUCUAUCGGCAUGGCGUGAUGGAGGAUGCAGGCUUUGGGAGGUGGACUGCGGCCGCCAAUUAUCUCCUCAAUAGCGACCCUGCCACUUUCGCAGCAGAGUUGACCAGAGCUCAAUGGUCAUUAUUCAGAACGAUUAGGCCGCGUGACGUCUUUAGACAUGACUUUGGAAAUGAAAAGGAGACACCGGUGAACAAGUCUGUCAACUUUUUCAACCACAUGUCGAGAUGGGCGUCGACCAUGAUCCUGGCUCACCAUAAGGCCAAAUACAGAGCCAGGAUCUAUGAGCGGUUCAUGCUCAUCACGCACCAUCUGCGCCGCUUGAACAAUUACGACGGUCUUUAUGCCAUAUUAUCGGGGAUGCAAGAGACUUCUAUUCAUCGGCUGAACCAAACUCACGCAUUGAUUCAACCUUCCACCUCGAGCCGAGAGUCUCAGAACCACUUGACACUCAUGGAUCCCCGUGGAGGCUACAGUCAAUAUCGGAGUGUGGUUCAAUCCGACAUUGUUCAAGGCAAGAGCGCCAUCCCGCUUUUGACGGUCCUUUUGGGCAUGGUGAAUCGUCUUCAGUCGACCCGGCGUGAAGACAUUCGUGAGACGGACAACUUUAUACAGUGGGACAAGUUUGCCCGCUUUCACGAGAUCCUCUCCGUCAUUACAGACUGCCAAGCUCGCGGAAUGCCCAUAAGUGGGAAAGUGUCUCCCGUGUUCAGGAGGAUCAUCGAUGAGACUCCGAUCAUCAUGAGCGAGGAUGCGCUUUUCGAACGGAGCAGGCUGCUGGAGCCGAUCGGCGGAGGAGGAAGUAGGGCAGCAAAUGCUUUCAAGCGGUUCGUGAAUAAUGUCGAUCAAACCAUGAGGAGCUCACCUGGUGGUCCGUCACUGGCUCAUAUGCGGUGA